AUGUUCGACAGCGUGGACGACGUAGUGGCCGACUUUCGGCGCGGCAAGUUUGCGAUCGUGCUGGACGACGAGGACCGCGAGAAUGAGGGCGAUCUCCUGAUUGCCGCAAGCAAAGUGACGACGGAGCAGAUGGCCUUCCUGAUCCGCCACUCCAGCGGCUUUGUGUGCAUCUCGCUUACCCCUGAACGCCUGCAAGAGCUGCAGCUGCCGAUGAUGGUGCCACAGAACGAGGAGAAGCACAAGACUGCGUAUACCAUCACCACGGACUACCGCCACGGCACGACGACGGGCAUCUCCGCGCAUGACCGCGCCCUGACGGCGCGCAUGCUGGCGGACCCCGCGCUGGGGGCGACGGCGGCGGACUUCUCGCGCCCUGGCCAUAUGAACCCGCUGCGGUACACGCCGGGUGGCGUGCUUGCGCGCCCGGGGCACACGGAGGCCACGAUCGAUCUGUGCAAGCUUGCGGGGCUGCCGCCGGCCGGCCUGCUGUGUGAGCUGGUGGACGCGGACGAUGCGAAUGGCGGCAUCGCGGCACGCGAUGCAUGCCUCAAGUUCGCCAAGGCGCAUGGCCUGCGCGUCACGACGAUCCAGGCCCUGCGCGCGCAUCUCGCUCGAUGA
Messenger RNA from Malassezia sympodialis ATCC 42132, 618 nucleotides. It is a transcript of the gene RIB3, whose product is annotated as 3,4-dihydroxy-2-butanone-4-phosphate synthase RIB3. Gene Ontology annotation, biological process: riboflavin biosynthetic process. Lineage: Eukaryota; Fungi; Basidiomycota; Malasseziomycetes; Malasseziales; Malasseziaceae. Gene Ontology annotation, cellular component: cytosol; mitochondrial intermembrane space. The record is from RefSeq and is a predicted model, not a curated record. Gene Ontology annotation, molecular function: 3,4-dihydroxy-2-butanone-4-phosphate synthase activity.